Molecule: messenger RNA, 2244 nt
Organism: Colletotrichum lupini
Lineage: Eukaryota; Fungi; Ascomycota; Sordariomycetes; Glomerellales; Glomerellaceae
Exons: 13
Coding region: 1-2244 (747 amino acids)
Molecular function (GO): ATP-dependent chromatin remodeler activity; ATP binding
Source: RefSeq, a predicted model, not a curated record
AUGUCCCUCCGAUUUGCACCAGCGGCACUUGGGGUUCUCGUCGCAUUCACAUAUAUUGGUCUUGGCAUUGCGGGCAAAGUGGUAUUGAAGAACAUGUGGUUGAUCUUGUCCGCUCCGGAUACCUUGGAGCUACCAUCGGGGGCUUUACCCAUUCCUUGGUACAACCUUUUUGAUGCCUGGAAGGAGCUUGGAUAUAAGCAGUGUCGAGAGAAGUCUUUUGCGGGAAACAAUCUUGCCAGUCUCGAUGGAAACGAGAAUGGAAUCUAUCCCAUCUACUCGUCGAAUCCAAAUUCAGAGACGGCAUGGUCGAAGGCUCUUGGUGCUGCUGAGGUCUCUUCGGACAAUGACUUGAGCCAUACUAUCUUCUUCGCAUCGAAGACUUUCCCUAUAGGGGAGCGUUACCCAAACUUCGCGGACUUCACCGACGUUCGAGGCUUGCUUGCCGGUGUCAGGGUCGAGUCGAUGGACAGAGACAUUAACAAGAGCAUCCUGAAGAUCACGGAGGCGAUCUGUGAGACCGGCACGACAGAAGUCCUCGACGGCUUUCCCGACAUGGACAGGAAGCCGAGCAUCAUCUCGACAUCGGCCCAUGCCAUCACGAGACAAUGGGUAGAUGACAUUGCCAGAAUGCAUCCUGGAUGGAUGAUCAUCACCGAUCGUGGCGACACUUCAGACAACAUUAAUCGGAUAGAUGACGAAGGCAACGACCCCCGCAGAGUCAUCUUGAUCAUGACCUACAGGUCAUGGGCCAGAAAGACUCUGGUGACCAAAGAAGAGAAUGACAAAGUAACAUACUCCUCGUCCUUCACCUCGCAAAGCCGUGACUUUGAGGUCUUGAUCUGCGAUGAGGCUCGUCGUCUCAAGGAGCGAUCAACGGUAUCGUUCAAGGCCGUGUCUCUGAUCGCAGCGAGCAGAGUUCUACUCCUCACCGCCACGCCUUAUCUAAAUGAACCCAAGGAUUAUCUGGCACUUGCCGAAAUCAUUUGGACUUGCCGGCACCAAAUCCUCGACCAAGAGGAGCGAGACUUCCUUCUCGAGUCGGAGAAGAAGGGGUAUGGACAGUUCGCAAGUACCGUCAAAUCCUUCUGUCAAGAUGAGAACACUCACCGGACUCUGCGAAGUCUCGCUUCGAAGCCCGAGAUAGUGAAGGCUUUGAUUCACAACUCGACCGAGAAGCAGAGCUGGGAGGCUGGGUUCCAUCAUUUCAGCUCAGUUGCUAUCCUGCGCCGAUCAGCUAGCUCCGCAAUCUUCCGAAUGAAAGGCAAAGAACAUCCCGUCAGCUUGACAUCCGUUUUGCCUCGAUUGAGACCAUCGUCCGUCUCCAUUGACUUCGAGACGAAACUCAAGUCCAAAAUAGAAUACAGCAUGCUGUAUUUGUAUACUGAAUUGAUUUUGGAUCACGAGCAAUGGGUGAAGCAAAAUGGUCCCCAAAGCAAGAUUCUACCUCCGACUAGCAGCCAUUACUGGGGUCUGGAACAAGUUGCAAGCACAUCAACGUUGAAAAAAAUGAGACGAGCAAAGAUUAACCUUACCAACCUCAGCCCGCUGGUAAUGGAAAUUUAUGAUUCACGCCCAGUUACCGCCUACCAGCUCUUGUUUCUAGCCGUUCGGGGUAGCCCGCAGAUCCAAGAACUUCUUUCCCUUCUUUGCAACAAGGUCUUACGACCAGUGGAAGGCAACGGCAACAUGACGAAGGUGCUUGUCACUUUACAGAACCCAUUUUUUGGCAUUCUACACCGAGCAAGUGUUGAAACUUCUCAGAGUUCCUACCGCCGUUCGGAGCCAGGUUCAGUACAAGUGCUGUUACAGCCUUACACCUGCGGAAGAGAAGGGAUAAACUUGGACGGGCCUUGCCAAUUUGUGUUCGUUAUUGAGCCAGCCUACAGCGGUCCAAUUGAAGACCAGACCACCGCGAGAGUUCAUAGGGCAAGUAUCGAGCACUCGAUAACAGUCAUUCGGUGCUUUACCACGAACUCUUUCCAUGAGUACAAGCUCUACAAGCAGCUCAGAAAACGUCGAUGGACCCUGCGGAACCCGAUAGUAAUCGGCAAGUGGUUCCUAUCAACAGGUAGCAGAACGUGUUGCCGCAUCGCCAAUGCGGAGACUGUCGUCAAGCAACAGUCCCCGUCAGUUUGCUUUACACCUCCACCACCAAUUACCCCCCCACCCUCCCCUGGCCAUUUUAUUUCAUGUUACAUCCUGCACUAUGAAAUCAACACAGUGAAUACGCCCAUGACACGUUAA